GGCCCGCCAGCAUUCGUGUCGCAGCAUCCAAGAGGCGCAAACAUGAAUCGUCUUCUGUACAUCGUGCCCCUUCUAUUCGCCGUCGUAUCGGCUCGCUUGGCGACGUCAUUCUGGUUCGAAGAGGGUUCGUCCCAAGUACAUGAUACCAGCCGAGACGAUGUUCUUGAACGCUUGACUAGAUCUGUGGACAAUGAUGUGCCGUCCGAGAGCUCCAAUAAAUAUCAUCUUCAUGAAACAUGUCGUGUAGCCCUCCAAAAUCAGAUCGACCGCGAACUUCACGCGUCGCUGGUUUACCAACAAAUGGCCGCUCACUUCGAGAACAAUAAGGUAGCCCGGAAGGGAUUUGCAAAGUUUUUCAUGGACAACUCAAACGAGGAGCGCGACCACGCUCAAAAGCUCAUCUCGUACAUUAACUCUCGCGGUGGAACAAUCGCCGCCUUCAGAGUCUCGAUGCCCAAAGACACCACCUGGGCUUCAGCCAGAGCGGCCCUCGAAUCCGCUCUUGAGCUCGAGAUCGAGGUGAACAACGCUCUACAUGAAGUGCACGGCAAAGCCGAACGAGACUGCACUGAUCCCCAGCUCCAGGACUUCCUUGAGGCGAACUUCUUGAAUGAACAGGUGGAAUCCAUCGACAACAUUCACCGUCUGCUCGCCACCCUCAAUGGGAUGGAUCAAGGCCUCGGCGAAUACCUGGUCAACAAGGAUCUCCAGUGAAAGAUUACGCAGCGAGCGUGUUCCUAAUAGUUUUUUCGAAAAUGAAAAGGAUGAUGUUUCCAUGAA
This is a messenger RNA of Galendromus occidentalis (western predatory mite), 780 nucleotides long. RefSeq names its product ferritin, liver middle subunit. Gene Ontology annotation, cellular component: cytoplasm. Bases 43 to 714 code for a protein of 223 amino acids. Gene Ontology annotation, molecular function: ferrous iron binding; ferric iron binding. Lineage: Eukaryota; Metazoa; Arthropoda; Arachnida; Mesostigmata; Phytoseiidae. The record is from RefSeq and is a predicted model, not a curated record. Gene Ontology annotation, biological process: intracellular iron ion homeostasis; iron ion transport. The transcript is spliced from 5 exons.